Molecule: messenger RNA, 228 nt
Organism: Saprolegnia parasitica CBS 223.65
Lineage: Eukaryota; Oomycota; Saprolegniomycetes; Saprolegniales; Saprolegniaceae
Source: the annotation of a RefSeq genome assembly
AUGUUAUUACAAGCUGCAAAAUUUUUAGGUGCUGGUUUAGCUACUAUUGGAUUAGCUGGUGCUGGAGUAGGUAUUGGUAAUGUUUUCGGUUCUUUAAUUUUAGGUAUUUCUAGAAAUCCUUCUUUACAACAAGAACUAAUGAGAGCUGCUAUGUUAGGUUUCGCUUUAACUGAAGCAAUUGCAUUAUUCUCUUUAAUGAUUGCUUUCUUAAUUUUAUUCGCAUUUUAA